GUUCUUCGCUCCAACACAUAAUCAAUCACAUAUAUUGCGUGUUCUUCUCCGAGUUAAAUUAUAUUUCUGCAAACGCGUAAGCUGUUUGAUCGAUUCGUGAAUGGAAGCCAUCAGAAAACAAGCGUCUAGACUCAGAGAGCAAGUCGCCAGGCAACAGCAGGCUGUGCUAAAGCAGUUUGGUGGAUAUGGAGGUUCAGAUAGUGUUGUGCCUGAUGAUGCUGAACUUCUGCAGCACCAGAAACUUGAACAUCUAUACAUAUCCACUCGUGGUGCCAAGCAUUUCCAAAGGGACAUAGUUCGUGGUGUUGAAGGAUAUAUAGUUACAGGGUCCAAACAAGUUGAGAUUGGAACUAAAUUGUCAGAAGAUAGCAGAAAGUAUGGUACUGAAAGUACAUGUACCAGUGGCAGCACACUAUCAAAAGCUGCAUCAAAUUUUGCACGAGCUCGUGCUCAAAUGGAGAAAGAACGUGGAAACCUCUUGAAAGCCUUUGGCACACAGGUCGCAGAACCAUUGAGAGCUAUGGUAAUGGGAGCUCCAUUAGAAGAUGCUCGUCAUCUCGCUCAAAGAUAUGAUAGGAUGCGACAAGAGGCUGAAGCUCAGGCUGUUGAAGUUGCCAAAAGACAAGCUAAAGUAAGAGAAGGAACUGGCCAUCCAGACAUGGCUUUUAAACUCGAAGCAGCCGAAGCUAAAUUGCAAGAUCUGAAGUCAAAUGUGGCCACUCUGGGGAAAGAAGCUGCUUCUGCUAUGGCUGCUGUUGAAGGUCAACAACAGAGGUUGACACUGCAACGACUAAUUGCCAUGGUUGAAGCUGAGCGUGCUUACCAUCAACGAGUUCUUCAAAUACUUGAGCAGCUAGAAAGCGAAAUGACCAACGAGCGCCAACGAAUUGAAGCAGCUCCUGCUCCAAUGAUGGAGACUGCGUCUGCACCUCCAUCAUAUGAAGAAGUAAAUGGUGUGUCUACAUCACCAGUGCAGAAUGGAUCAACAGAUAGCAUGGGAUACUUUCUUGGGGAGGUUAUUUUCUCAUAUCAAGCUGAAUCCGAGUUGGAGCUUAGUUUGUCAGUUGGAGACUAUGUCGUCGUUCGAAAGGUUUCAAACAAUGGGUGGGCAGAAGGUGAAUGCAGAGGGAGAGCUGGUUGGUUUCCGUUUGGAUACGUUGAGAGGCGCGAGCGUGUUCUUGCAAGUAAGGUAGCUGAAGUUUACUGAAACUUUUAAGUUUCUGUGUGCGCAUUUGUUUUGUAUUUUGGCCCCCACAGUAAGGAGUACGUUCUAGCUCUAUCUGUUAUAUAUUUCCAAUUGCAUAUUUUGCAGAUUUAUGUAUUGCCUUGCCUGCUUUUUUCUUGUGUUGCAUUUUGAUAACAUCAUAUUUUUUUGUCCUUGCAUUUCUGGAAAAAACCUUAUCCAUUUCGAUUUGUUUAUUCUGCAUUGUAUCGAAAGAAAUCUAAACGUGUAACUAAUUUACCCGAAAAAUGUUAGUUUUUUCAUUUGUUUUUCUUGUAACAC
Molecule: messenger RNA, 1504 nt
Organism: Erythranthe guttata (spotted monkey flower)
Lineage: Eukaryota; Viridiplantae; Streptophyta; Magnoliopsida; Lamiales; Phrymaceae
Product: SH3 domain-containing protein
Molecular function (GO): protein binding
Source: RefSeq, a predicted model, not a curated record